Messenger RNA from Chlorocebus sabaeus (green monkey), 821 nucleotides. The record is from RefSeq and is a predicted model, not a curated record. NCBI's taxonomy places the organism in Eukaryota, Metazoa, Chordata, Mammalia, Primates, Cercopithecidae.
CACCAGUGCAGUAGAAUAUGAUGAACUCGGCCUCAAGUCCUCUUCCUGAUGGAUGAGAACAAGCCAUGACUCAGGAUGGAGAAAUGUACUAUAUAAACCAUAACAACAAGACUACCUCUUGGCUAGACCCAAGGUUUGACCCUAGUUUUGGUAAAGCCAUGAACCAGAGAAUCAGUCACAGUGAUCCAGUGAAACAGCCACCACCCCUGGUUCCCCAGAGCCCACAGGGAGGCGUCAUGGGUGUGAGCAACUCCAACCAGCAGCAACAGAUGGGACUGCAGCAACUACAGAUGGAGAAGGAGAGGCUGCCACUGAAACAGCAAGAACUACUUCGGCAGGAGUUAGCACUGCUUAGCCAGUUACCAACACUGGAGCAGGAUGGUGGGACUCAAAAUCCAGUGUCUUCUCCCGGGAUGUCUCAGAAAUUGAGAACAAUGACGACCAAUAGCUCAGAUCCUUUCCUUAACAGUGGCACCUAUCACUCUCAAGAUGACAGUACAGACUGUGGACUAAGCAUGAGCAGCUACAGUGUCCCUUGCACCCCAGAUGACUUCCUGAACAUGGAUGCCAUUUCUUUUGCCCAGUUAAAUUGGUUUGCAGUAGCGGCCGACCUGCUGGAAAAGAAUCUUGCUGAGAUCCAGAACCUGCGCCAGCAUCUGGAGAAGUCCAUCAGCCUCAGUGUCCGCCUGAGGGAGAGGCUGGAGCAUGUGCUCAGCAAUGGUGACCAAGGAAAAGAUAAUCAGAGAGUCACUAGCUGUCAACCAGAAAGCAGCUUGGUGUCUCUCUUCCUGUCUUCUCAGUUUCAGCUGAGUAUGGAAUAG